Ambispora gerdemannii is the source of this 2304-nucleotide messenger RNA. The record is from the annotation of a GenBank genome assembly. Lineage: Eukaryota; Fungi; Glomeromycota; Glomeromycetes; Archaeosporales; Ambisporaceae.
AUGUCAAUUUCUGCGCUAAUUGAUGAAUCGGCUCCAACAUCGAAUGAAUCGGAGAUUUCACCACCUCAUUCGCAACAACGUUACCAACAUGAUCAAUAUCAGCAUCCUCCUAUGCAGGAAGACAUAAGUCAUCAUGUUGGAAAUGCUAUUGACAUUAAUGUACAACAACAACAGCCACAAAUUCCUCCCGCUAAUAAUUAUUCUCAGAUGAAUCAUCAAGUAUAUCCGACUGGUCAAUUUUAUGAAAAUUACGUCCUAAAUAAUUUUUUUCUGCGUUAUCAGGGUACACAAAAUCUAUCGGUUAACACAACCGCACCAAAGAUACCGCAAAAAGAACCGAGAGGUGUAGGGAAGCGCAAUAGUCCGCAUAAAAGAAGACCUUCUGAUGCCAAUGAUUUUGGUGCACAAAAGACAAAAGUUCCGCGUACAACUCAUUCACUGAACCAUUACCAUUCAGGUGCUCCACCCUCAUCUGCUGUCGGUGGUCACAGAUUGAAUGAAUUAGUGGAACAUCUCGGUGAAGAUCGUAAAUAUCAUUACCUUGAGCCCUAUCAAUAUAACGGUGGACAAUCUCUUAAUGAGACGGUUCUUAAUAACAACAUUGGAAAUCGGUUUAUCACCAAAGAUUCAUCUUCAUAUCCUCUGACUAAACCGACAAUAUUCUCGCAAUGUGAUCCAAACAAUCACAGAGCAUUAAAGUCAUCGCCACCGAUGCCUUCUCAACCCACAGUUAAUGGAUUUUCCCACGUGUCACAAGUAGGAGGAGUUGGUUCAAUGGAAAUGACACCACCUCUCCCGUCACAGUCGAUGCAUCAUGCUCCAACACCUAAUGGACAGAUUCCAACCACGGCUGCUGUUUCAAGUCAAUUCACAGAUAAAUAUAAUUUAAUGAAGAAUGAUCCGAAAUUAAAGAGGAAUGCGGCGCACGCUUAUAUCACUUACUUGAUUUAUACGAACCAGAUGAUGGAAAGAGAAAGAGUAAAAGAUAAUAUCUCGCAACCACCUCCACAUCAUCCAUCUCGGCAUCAACAGACAAUGCUCAAUGGAUCCUCAUCCAUUAAUAAUGUAGAUCAUCACCAUACAAUCACAAAUUCCCCAACACAAAUGGUGACUCACCAUUCAGCACCACCGCCACCAAAUCAAGUAAAUGGUGGUGCUACCAUGUAUGGAGGCGGAUCACGUAUUGACCAUCAAGCAUAUCUUCCCCCUCCUUCCGCAGUGAAUCCAGCUGUAUAUCAUGACUCUGCAGUUCACCGUCGAGCUUCAGAGCCUGUACAGCAACCAAAUUCUAAUCCCGUUCCAGUUGCGGCACGUAAUCAUAACUAUUCUUCGCAUCAUCAAUUAAAUAACAACCCGCCAACACCAUCAUCUAAUGUUUUGCCGCAAGCACCGCCACCUCCACUUCCACCUUCAAAUUCACGUCAUUCGAAUAUUCCUUCCCAUAAUUCAUCUCCAAAUCUACAUCCAAUUCAUUCACCUUCAGUGAAUUCUCAUCAUCAAAAUAGAACUCACUCGAUGCCGGACAUUCGAGCUGCGAUGCCAGAAUCUCUUAACAAUAAUAGGCAAUCAACAGCCACGAUAGGAGCAGGUGGUGGUCAUAUAAAUCAACAACCACCAUCACACGGAGUACCAACGUUACCACCAAUUCAACCGGGAAUACCACCACAUCAUCAACCACAACAUCAUCAUCAUCCUCCUUCCACCCCUCAUCCGACACAUCAUCAUCACCAUCGUCAUUAUGUUCAUGAUGGACAUGCUAAUAAUCAACAACAUUCCGCACAUUCGCAUCAUUAUCAUCAAUCAAUGCCGCAGAAUAAUCCACCGCCAUCUCAGUCUUAUAUUUCACCACAAGGAGGAGCUCCAAUCUCAUCAUCUCAUUCUUCAUAUAAUAAAGCAGGUGGAUCAACAUCAAUACCUCACUCACCUUCUAUGGGACCAGUUAUAACAUCGAGGGUUCCACCGUCAGGUCCACCUCAAACGAAUCAUUAUCAACAAUCGCCGCCACAACAAUCUAGUAAUGGUAAUCCACGUCUGCCUUCUGUUGGAUUAACAUCACACCAUCACCCACAUCUUUCAGAGACCGGUGUAAAUGGAAAUCCGCCACAACCAUCGCCAAUUGGAAUACCAAGAGAACCUUAUCUUCGGGAUCAACCUGGAUAUGUGGGAAAUGGUCAUCAAUCACACCAUCUUCAUCAAUCUCCUCCUAAUAUUCCACAUCCAGGUCCUCCGGUGGGAGCUGGUGUAGGACCAGGAAAUGGUCCAAUUCAGAGAGGAGGCGGUGGUUCAACUUCAUAUUAUCACUAA